Ipomoea nil (Japanese morning glory) is the source of this 1153-nucleotide messenger RNA. Its product is annotated as MATH domain and coiled-coil domain-containing protein At3g58250-like. Bases 84 to 995 code for a protein of 303 amino acids. The record is from RefSeq and is a predicted model, not a curated record. The transcript is spliced from 6 exons. Gene Ontology annotation, molecular function: protein binding. Lineage: Eukaryota; Viridiplantae; Streptophyta; Magnoliopsida; Solanales; Convolvulaceae.
AGUUUAAAAAUCCGAGCACUGGGUUUCAAGAGAGUUCCUCUUGCCCUCUUCUUUCUUCUUUGAAAAAAGUUGGAAGAGCAAUAAUGUCAAUCAACGUUUCAAAUGCAGUUAGCUGGGCAAGAGAUAUAGCACCGUCCCAUUACAUGUUGGAGAUUGAAUCAUUCUCCGGUUUUACUAAGAUGCUGACAGACAAUGGAACCCAGUUUUUCAAGUCCAAAAUCUUUGAAGCUAGUGGUUACAAAUGGACAUUCUCUUUAUAUCCCAAUGGUGAGGGUGAUGGCAAGGGACACAUCUCUGUUUUCCUGUGUAUUGAAGACACAGAUGCAUUGCCUUUGAGUUGGGAGAUAUACACAGAUUUGAAGUUUUUAAUAUUUGAUCAUAAGCGUGACAAAUACUCAAUCUUUCAAGGUGGUGUAGUUAACAGGUUUCAUAGAUUGAAACCAGAGUGUGGCAUCACGAAAUUGGUCCCUCGUGAUGUGUUUGAUGAUGCAGCAAACGGUUAUCUUGUUAAUAACAAAUGCGUGUUUGGAGUUGAGGUUUUCGUGCUUGAUUCUAAGUUUACCAGAGAAUAUUUGAAGCCAGCCUUGAAAGUUGAUAAAACCUUCACUUGGAAAGUAUCUGAGUACAGUAAAUUAAACAGUCAAACUCGUUAUUCCGAUAAAUUUACUGCAGGCUCCCUCAUAUGGAAGUUGAGACUGGACUCCCUUGGAGAUAGCAAAUCCUAUGGGGAAAACCUUGCUGUGUAUCUGAUGCUGGAUCCACAAAAUACCUGUUCUCGACUGUUGGUAUAUUUCUUGCUACGCAUGAGAAAUCAGAAGUCUGGAAAACAUAAAGAGAUGCAACUUUGUAGAUGCUUUGCUCCUGGAUCUUUAGGCUGGGGCAGUUCUGUUUUUAUGUCGCUAACUGAACUCCGGGAUUCAUCGAAUGGCUUCCUAGUUGGCGAUUGUAUUAUCAUUGAGGCACUUAUCAAGAAUGUGUCCACCAUCACAAGCUAAACCUCGAUCUUCUGGAAGGCUUUUAGAAAUAUUGUGGUGUACUAGUUUCUGCUAAGUUUAGGGGGAAGAACUAAUGCUAUAUUUGAGCUUUUGACAUGAUUUUGUUAUUUCAACUAGCUCUGAUCUGUGUUAAUAUUUGUGAUUUGUGAUGCCUUAGC